CUGUGGCAAACAAGAAUGAAGGAGAUCGUUCUUGCAAUUUUAGCGAAAAUCGCAGAGUACACUGCUCAACCAGUUGGACGGUGGCUAUGUUAUUCAUGUCACUACAAGAGCAACAUGGAGUAUCUGAAGAAUCAGGAAAUGACGCUGCGGGAUGCUCAGAAAGAGGUUGAACGCAAGGUUAAAACUGCUUCAGAUAACGGCGAUGAAAUAAAAGAUAAUGUAGAAAUGUGGUUGAAAAAGGUGGACGAUAUUAUCAAGAAACUUGGUGGAGGUGAAGAAGAAGCCGAAUCGAGGAACUCUAAUGUGUCAUGCCUGAACUUGAAGCAACGACAUCAGAUGAGCCGGGAAGCAAAGGAGAUGGUGGGUAAUAUUGCAAAACUUCUUGAAGAAGGAAACUUCGUCGGCGGUGUUUCCCAUCGUCCUGCUGUGCAAGAUAGGGUGACUCCAAGAAACGUGGAUUACAUGACCUUGGAUUCGAGGAUAUCAAUUACGAAGAGAAUUAUGGAGGCAUUGGGAGAUGCUAAUAUUAACAAGAUCGGCGUGUGGGGGUCGCCUGGAGUUGGAAAGAGUACACUGAUGAAAGAAAUUUUCAGGAAAGCCAAGGAAGAAAGCUUAUUCGAUGAGGUGGCUCUGGCAAAUGUGACGGAAAGCCCAAACCUAAGUCAAAUUCAAGAAGAAAUUGCAAACAUGCUAGAUCUAAAGCUUGAUCCUAAUUGUAAAACUGAAAUGGUAAGAGCAGGCCAUCUACGGGCGAGGUUAGAAAAAGACAAGGAGAAGAAGAUACUUGUUAUCUUGGAUGAUAUAUGGAAGCGACUUGAUUUGGAGCAAAUAGGAAUUAUUCCUUCCGAAAGAUGCAAAGUACUACUCACAUCCAGAGAUCGACAUGUACUAGCUUCUGAGAUGGUCAACGAAGAGAACAGCUUUAAACUCGACACUUUAGGAGAAGAAGAAGCAUGGAUCUUAUUUGAAAAGAUGGCGGGUGAUUCUGUCAAAGGUGAUCUUGACUUGCGAAACACAGCAAUAUAGGUAGCUAAUGCGUGU
Molecule: messenger RNA, 1041 nt
Organism: Juglans microcarpa x Juglans regia
Lineage: Eukaryota; Viridiplantae; Streptophyta; Magnoliopsida; Fagales; Juglandaceae
Product: disease resistance protein At4g27190-like
Exons: 1
Coding region: 16-1026 (336 amino acids)
Molecular function (GO): ADP binding; ATP hydrolysis activity
Source: RefSeq, a predicted model, not a curated record